AUGUCAAGUAACCCGUUUCGCUUCGAAGGUGCUAAUGGAGAGACAUAUGGGCGACCUGGACAAUUCAAUGCCACGCUCUACACGAAAAACCCUACCCGAGAAUGGGUCGAUAUUGACAAGCACGAUGACCUGUGGGACGAACUAGACUGGCAUUAG
Messenger RNA from Chondrus crispus (carragheen), 156 nucleotides. RefSeq lists its product as hypothetical. The transcript has a single exon. Lineage: Eukaryota; Rhodophyta; Florideophyceae; Gigartinales; Gigartinaceae. The record is from RefSeq and is a predicted model, not a curated record. The coding region runs from base 1 to 156 and encodes 51 amino acids.